AGAAACGGGGGCGCGUGCGCGUGUGUGGAGCAGCUGCUUCGCAUUGUGCGAGGCGGGGACUGUUUGUGCUGCCGCUCCUCUUGGCGCGCGCCCGCGCGCGCGCACACACACACACACACACACACACACACAGCGGCGGUAGCAGCAGCAGCAGCAUCCUCUGCCAGAGGAGGAUGAGGAGCGUGGCGAAGGAGGAGGAACGGAUUCCAGCAGCCGGUUCGGCGCGCGCCCACCGCCCCACCGCUCUGAGUCAAUCCAUUGGAAGAAGGAAAUCAUCUGCAUAAAAAGGAAACGCAGUAUUUCUUUCAACCUGACCAAUGAUCAUCAGUUGUGUAGAAAAAAGCAGAAAAGUUUUCACUGACUAUGGAGUUUGGUGGGCAAGGCUGAGAGGGACCAUGCUAAGGACUGCCUGAACGUGCCAGCUGCGGACGGAAGAGGUGGAUGCAAAGAGGCACAUUGAGCACUUGGAAUGUUUUCUGUCAGGUAGCAUCAAGGAGGGAGAGGCCACCCCAGCCUCAAGACGUGCAGCGUGAGACGUAAGGACCAUCUCAGCCUUUGACAUGAAGAAAGAUAUAGAUGCCUUAAUAGCAGAGGAAAGGGCAGAAAUCAUUGCGAAGUAUGAGAAGGGAAGGCAGGAAGGAGCUCAGAUUGAUCCGUGGGAAGAUGCUGACUUCACUCUCUACAAAGUCACUGACAGAUUUGGGUUUUUGCAUGAGCAUGAGCUACCAACCCGCAGUGCUCUGGAGGAGAAGCAAAAGCUUCAGGAGAUUGAACGAGUGGACAAAUGGCUGAAGAUGUUAAGAAAAUGGGGAAAAUACAGAAACAGUGAAAAGAUGUUCCGCAGAGUUUAUAAAGGGAUUCCCCUCCAGGUGCGAGGCCAAGUCUGGUCACUCCUGCUGGAUAUUGAAAACAUUAAGAUGGAGAAUGAAGGAAAGUAUGAGAAAAUGAAAGAACAAGCCAAGAGUUUCUCAUCAGAAAUCAAGCAGAUAGACCUUGAUGUCAAUCGCACCUUUCGAAACCACAUCAUGUUCCGGGAUCGCUAUGGAGUAAAGCAACAAGCCUUGUUUCAUGUCCUGUCAGCCUACUCAGUUUACAACACGGAAGUGAGCUACUGCCAAGGAAUGAGUCAGAUUGCAGCUAUCCUCCUGAUGUACUUAAACGAAGAGGAUGCCUUUUGGGCACUGGCACAGCUACUUACCAAUCAGAGGCACGCAAUGCAUGGAUUUUUCAUUCCUGGAUUCCCAAAGCUACAGAGAUUCCAAGCCCAUCAUGAGGCAAUCUUAAGCAAACUCUUUCCAAAGCUGAAGAAGCACAUGGACAAGGAACAGAUGUCUACAGGGAUUUAUACAACGAAGUGGUUCCUUCAGUGCUUCAUUGACCGGACCCCAUUUACUUUAACUCUGCGGCUAUGGGAUAUCUACAUUCUAGAAGGAGAGAGGGUUCUGACAGCCAUGGCCUACACUAUCCUCAAGUUGCAUAAAAAGCGCUUGUUGAAAAUGACCCUAGAGGAUCUAAGGGAAUUCCUGCAAGAAAAAAUUGCUGGCUCCUUGCAUUUUGAAGAUGAUAUUGUAAUUGAGCAAUUGCAAGCAUCCAUGGCCGAACUGCGCAAAAUGAAAUUUGACCUGCCACCCCCGGCAAAAUCUGAAGAAUUCCCCAAGAAACCUCUGGGGCUGGAGCUCUCUCUCAAUCCGGUGUCAGUGAAGCCUAAUGUUGCAGCUAACGGCCAGAAAAAGGCGGCCGGGGACCUCAACCAUGACAAAGAUGUUGUAUUGCAACCUUCUCCAGAUAAAAGUCCUACUUACUUGAACGAAACAAUAGUUAAUUCAAAUAAGGCAAUGCAUGAGAUAGUCUCUGUUCCACAACCCAAUGGACCACCCAUCCAAGCUGAACCAGCUGAUGUGCACCAAAAUCCAUUCCAGAAUCAUCAUCAGCCAAGCCAAAAGUUUGAAAUGGAAGAGAAACAAGUAGAAGAAAAUGCCAAUGAAAUCCCAUUGGAGGAUGGUCCUAUAAUGCCGGAUGAUAUUGAGGUCAUUGGAGAAAGUCAGGAUGUGGUGAUGGUCUGUAAGGUGGCUGAAUCAUUGGAGAGCAGUGGUGUAGAGAGGUAUAGUUUACAGGAAAAUAACCCCUGUCUUUUUAUAGAUGAUAUAGACCAUGCUGCUCCCCAGCAGCUUCAAGGUGAGACAGAUGGAUUGCCAAUGGACAACUCUCUCUGGGAGGAGUCUCACUUGCAGAGCCAGACCUUAGAAGCAGACCUGUCUAUCACCCCCAAUAGUACAGAGACAGUAUCGGAGUCAGAGAUAUUCUGCCAAGUGCCAUUGCUUCCAUCUCUUGAAGAGAAAAGAACCUCAGAGUUGGCAUCAUCUGUGUGCAAUGAUGCAGCUCUUCAAGAUGGGAGCAUCACCUGCUCCUCUGAGGAUUUAUUAUCUGAAGAUGUUGUGCUGCUUCCAGAUCACCUGUACCAGCCUCCAAGUCCAGACUUGUCUUCUAUGGCAGAACAUAGCCAGUCCACAACAUGUGACUUGUCAGAAAGCACAGCUGCUCCAUGUCCGACCAAAGCACUUGCUGCUCUUCUUCUCCCAUUUCAGGAUGGACAACGGCGACCUUCUAAUGCAUCUCAGUAUGAUAACCUGUCUGAAGGGGACAAUGGAGAAGAGAAAUCUCCUGUACAGGUGCCUGGUUCUAAGAAACUGGCAGUUUUAAUACCACAGACUGAGCUCUGUGCUCCUGUGUUAAAGUGUACAGUGCCCAAGUCUGCAUCAGUUGGGGAGCUAGAAAAUCUGCAGAGGCAAAAUUGGGAAACGGUAGAUUUGAUGCAACAGGCCAACGAAUACGGCCAGCCCAUUUCAUUUGCGGUGCUGUAUCCUCACAAGAACCACCCUGGUGGGGGCAGUGUGCCAAUCUUAUCUGAGCUGGACUCCGAGAUGCCGUUGCUGUCAGAAGGCUUCCAAGCCCGGCCCACUUCAUCCCCGGUGCUGCAGGAGCAGCACAGCCCCUUCAGAAUAGUAAAGACUACCACCCCGCUUCACUUGGCUCAUGCUACUGAGCAAGACUUCUCAAGCAAAAAGCAAGUGGCUCUGCCCUUGCCAGAAGCCAGCUGCCAUGAUGCAGGUGAUGCUGGGACACUUCCUCCUGUAGCUAUGGAAACUCUGGGUGGGGAUGCCAGGGACUGUGAGCAGAAGUCACGGAACACUUUGAGUGGUUCACCUGCCCUUCAAAGGCCAAAGCCAAAAAUCCCACCCAAGGUUUUCAAAACUCAUUCAGAUAACAAUUUCUACCCCGGCUGCCCUCCCAUGGUGCAAAUGUCUAAGUCAGUCACAUUCUAGUAGAGCUGAGAAUGAGGAAAUUAAGGUUUCACAGCGCUUAUUCAUGAGAGGUUUGGAAUGAGAAAGCACAGCCUAAGGAGGCAACUGCAUUGCCAGUCAUACUGUAUGCCAAUAAUUCAGGAUGGAGCUUAGAAUACAGGCCAGUAGACAAUGCCUGUAGAUGGAUUCUUUACAAAUUUGGGUUCUCCUCUUCAGACAGCUCCCAAAGUGCUUUUGAAUCCGGCUUUUCAUCUCCUCUUUUACAACCGAGUAGAUGUCUAACAGAUUUAACCUGACAAAACCAUUUGAACUAUUUCUUUCCAAACCCUUACAGCUGAAAAUUUAAG
Messenger RNA from Podarcis raffonei (Aeolian wall lizard), 3649 nucleotides. RefSeq lists its product as uncharacterized. NCBI's taxonomy places the organism in Eukaryota, Metazoa, Chordata, Lepidosauria, Squamata, Lacertidae. The record is from RefSeq and is a predicted model, not a curated record. The coding region runs from base 561 to 3323 and encodes 920 amino acids. The transcript has 15 exons.